This is a messenger RNA of Tilletiaria anomala UBC 951, 2115 nucleotides long. RefSeq lists its product as uncharacterized. The coding region runs from base 1 to 2115 and encodes 704 amino acids. Lineage: Eukaryota; Fungi; Basidiomycota; Exobasidiomycetes; Georgefischeriales; Tilletiariaceae. Gene Ontology annotation, molecular function: protein binding. The transcript is spliced from 2 exons. The record is from RefSeq and is a predicted model, not a curated record.
AUGCUGCACACCAGCACCGCUAUAUGGGAAGAGAACGGAUCUGUCGGAUCUGGCUUUAGGAUAGUGGGAGAAUCGGCAUCCACGCUUUCGCCUUCACCGGGCUCGAGCUCGGCUCCUAGUCCAACUGCAAAUGACGCGUCAUCGAGCGAGAGGUCUGGAACCAACAAGGUCGCCCAGCCACGUCAGAAAUCAAUCUACCCUGGCUCUAAAGCAUACAAAAAUGCAAAAGGACCCAAGCACGCGUUGUAUACGCAUACAACACGCGCCGUGGUGAAUGUCAGACGCAGCUUCGAAUCAACGAGUGUCGUGGACCUCGGCUCUCGUCGCUCAUCUCGACAGGGCAAUGAGGGCGGCAGCGAAACAGGUGCGACAUCAGAUCUACUUCGUCUCCGAGAGCUCAGCAAAAGUGAACUCAUGGACCUCAUCAGAUCGGAAGCACAGAAGGACCAUCUUGGCACGACGAUUGCAGCAUGCAACCAGCUGAAAUCUAUCAUCGUUAGCGAUGAACAGUCCGGGCUGCCUCGUUUUCUCAUCGAUCGGAGCGUCUACAAAUCGAUUUUAGAGAUGUUCGGACUUCGUGGAAUGGGCGAUGAAGCUUACACAGUUAUUGAGGACAUGAAGCAAGCAGGCAUCCAGCCUGAUGUCCAGGAUCUCGACCAUGCUCUGGCAGCUGGGGCUAAAGAGGGGAACGAGGCCGUUGUGCUGAGCAUUUUACGCGAGAUCGGUCGUCUGUCUCAGCCUGAAACAGCCAAUGAUGAUGGAGACUAUGAAGAGGCCACAUUCGAAGGUCUCAUUGAUAUCCGUCUUGCGGAGCAGUGGACGCCAGCAACUUUUACUACGCUCUUCCGCUUCUGCACGCACAGCCGGAAUUUGGAGCUGGCGCUUUCGCUCUUUGCGGUUGCGUCGCAGCUGUCAGCACAGUCACUCACCGGAGAAAAAAUUGGACAUUGGAUCAGGCCGGAAGCACGUGGACAUCUCAUCAACUUGGCUGUAGAGGUCAGGGAGCUGGGGAUCGCGCUGGACGUUGCACGCAUGCUCGAAGAUGGUCACAUUGUGCAGCCUUUGAUUCCGAGCACGUGGAUGACUAUCCUUCGAGGAAGUGCAUCCGAAUUCUUUGCGGAGGGUGUGGUCGCAGCGUGGAAGCGCGCGGUCGAGCAAGGUGGAGUCAUUCCGGAUGAGGGUUUGCUCUUGCAAGUACUUGCGACAUGCGCCCGUGCCGGCGAGGUGACGCUCGCACUGAAGGCCUACAAAAAGCUCGAGAAAGUGCUGCACUCACAGCUCAAGCCAAUGCAGGAAUGGCAUCUCUCACCCGUGCUCGAGGCAUACUGCCAUGCAGGCGAAUAUGCGCUCGCCAUGCGUUUCAUUGGCAACAUGCGCCGCAAGGGAAUCGCGCUCAGCUGGCAUCACUCUCUUACGCUUGGAGCAUCUAUCGCAAACAGUGGCGAUCCAGAUGCUGCUCAGCAGGUGAUUGCUGCAGCGAACAGGAUCGGCAAUGACCAGGGCGCAACGGGAGGCUUGGAUGUGAUUGCAUUCAAUGGCGUCUUGCACGCUGCAGCGCUAUCCAACGACCCGAGCAAGGCCCUCACAUUCUUCCACAAUGCUCCGCAGCUGCGCGGCGUCCGUGAAGCAGUGCCACUGGCGACAUCAACCCCCAGGAUGGACUCGCCGUUCUCCCGCAGCUCUUUUCCCUUGGAGCCGAACGAAGAGAGCUACAAUAUGGUCCUCUCCGCGCACAUCCAGCUCGGUGACCCUCGUGGUGGCCGAGCGUUCCUGCGCGAGAUGCUGCGCAAGGGUCUAGCCCCAAACGCGACGACGUACGAAAAAGCCAUCCUCCUCGAGCUCAUCCACACUGAAGGUCUGGGUGCUGCGUUCGACUACCUCGAAGAAGCCAAGAGCAAGGAGCUCGUGCCAACGAUGGGCUCGUACGAGGCGCUCAUCUGGAAGUGCUACGAACUGCAAGACCCGCGCUGGAAGAUGCUGCUGGUCGACAUGUCCCAGGUUGGCCUCGGAAGGCCUGCCAAAAAGGUGCAGAGGUUCAUCAAGGUCGACACGGAGGAGAAGUGGAAGCGGCUUCUGGAACAGGGUGGCGGCGGCGGUACGAGCUCUUCACUCUGA